Anoplopoma fimbria (sablefish) is the source of this 4098-nucleotide messenger RNA. It is a transcript of the gene acanb, whose product is annotated as aggrecan b. Lineage: Eukaryota; Metazoa; Chordata; Actinopteri; Perciformes; Anoplopomatidae. The transcript has 19 exons. Bases 1 to 4098 code for a protein of 1365 amino acids. Gene Ontology annotation, molecular function: hyaluronic acid binding. Gene Ontology annotation, biological process: cell adhesion. The record is from RefSeq and is a predicted model, not a curated record.
AUGCAACAGCUGAUAGACAUGAAUGAUGGCAGGAGUGAGAGGCCCCUGGAGUCGUUGGCCUGGGAGCUUUGGAGCAUCAACGGUAACCAUGACCCCCUGCUUCUGCUGUGUGUGUCCUUGCCUCUCAUCUUGGCAACAGUUACAUUUGAACUUGAAAACCAUGACGACAUGGAUGGAUCAUUGCGUGUCAGCAUCCCUAUGGAGAUGCCUCUCCGUCCUCUGCUGGGCAGCAAGGUAGUGGUGCCCUGCUACUUCCAGGACAACACAGUCAACGACCCCGGAGCCCCGACCCUCGCCCCGCUCUCCCACCGCAUCAAAUGGUCCUACGUCACCAAGGAGAAAGUCACCACCAUCCUGGUGGCGUCCGAGGGGAAAGUUCAAGUGGAGACUGAGUAUUUGGACAGGGUGACAAUGAUCAACUACCCGCUGGUGUCCACCGACGCCACCCUGGAGAUAACAGAGCUGAGGUCCAAAGAUUCUGGCACCUACCGCUGCGAGGUGAUGCACGGCAUUGAGGACAACUAUGACAUGGUGGACAUCCAGGUUCAGGGUAUCGUGUUCCACUACCGAGCCAUCUCCACCCGCUACACCCUGACGUUCGAGAAGGCGAAGGCCGCCUGCAUCCAGAACAGUGCGACCAUCGCCACUCCAGCCCAGCUGCAGGCUGCCUACGACGACGGAUACCACCAGUGCGAUGCUGGAUGGCUCUCCGAUCAGACUGUCAGGUACCCCAUCCAUGAGCCACGGGAGCGUUGCUUUGGAGACAAGGAGGACUUCCCCGGCGUGAGAACAUACGGUGUGAGAGAUGUCAACGAGACCUACGACGUAUACUGCUUUGCCGAGAAGCUGUCAGGCAGGGUCUUCUACUCCAUGUCUGUAGAGAAGUUUAGCUUCUAUGAAGCAGGAGAUCAGUGCGGCAAACUGGGUGCCCGACUUGCCACCACCGGAGAGCUGUACCUGGCCUGGAAGGACGGCAUGGAUGUGUGUAACGCUGGCUGGCUGGCGGACAGGAGUGUUCGCUACCCAAUCAACAUCGCCAGGCCUCAGUGUGGAGGAGGACUCCUGGGAGUGAGAACCGUCUACCUGUUCGCCAACCAGACAGGAUACCCCUACCCGGACUCUCGCUACGAUGCUGUCUGCUUCCAAGCUGGUGACGUGCCCGUGAGGACCACUCCUUUCCCGGACAUCAUCCGCAUGACACCGGCCCCUGAGAUGUAUCCGGGCCUCACCCCCUCUGUGGGAGAGGAGAUCAAGCGUGGAGGAGUCGACACCUUCACCCCACUGCCCGUACCGCCCAGUAUGACCGACGUAGAUACUGCCAUGGCUCCCACAGGUGUUGUAUUCCACUACCGACCCAUCACCGGUCGGUACACUCUGACCUUUGUGGAGGCUCAGCAGGCCUGCCAGAGUGUUGGGGCAGUCAUCGCUAGCUCCCUGCAGCUGCAGGCAGCCUUCGAGAAAGGCCUGCACCAAUGUGAUGCCGGCUGGCUAUGCGACCAGACUGUCAGGUAUCCCAUCGUGUCACCCAGAGAUAACUGUGCUGGUAAUCUGCCACUCCUCCCAGGAGUCAGAUCCUACGGCCUGAGACCAGCCAAUGAACGUUACGAUGUAUUUUGUUAUGUGGAACGUCUCCAAGGUGAGGUCUUCUUCACCAGUGACUAUGACAGCUUCUCCUAUGAGGAAGCUGUGCAGCACUGUCAGAAACUCAACACAACCUUGGCCACCACUGGGCAGCUGUUUUCUGCCUGGAACCAAGGGCUUGACAAGUGCCGUCCAGGCUGGUUGCUGGACCGCAGCGUCCGCUACCCGAUCACAACCCCCAGGUCACACUGUGGAGGCGGCCAGGUCGGGGUCCACAUUAUCUACGCCUACCCAAACCAGACAGGAUUUCCUGAUGAGCAUUCACGCUACGACGCCUACUGUUUUAAAGCUGAAGUUCCUGUUGUUCACUUUGAAAAUGAAACCAGUGUGAAUCUGACAAUCGAUGUUGAUGUGGAUGUUGAUGUGGAUGUCAUCAACAAGACAACAGUCACAUUUGAUUCCUUCGCUCCCACAGUGAGACCCAUCUUUCCUACAGUCCCUGUUGAUGUGUCCGGCUCUGGUUCAGCUGAUCAUUCAGCCAGCGGAGAGAGCUCAGGGGAGUCCGGUACCUCCGGCGCCUUCGGCAGCUCCGGUACCAGUGGUGACGCCUCCGGGACCAGCGGUGACGCCUCCGGGACCAGCGGUGAUGCCUCCGGUACCAGCGGUGACGCCUCUGGGACCAUCGUUGACGCCUCCGGUACCAGUGGUGACGCCUCCGGUACCAGCGGUGACGCCUCCGGCUCAGGAGAGAACGUCAUCUUCAGCGGAAGCCCUGACGUCUUCUCCGGGGAACAGUCCGCCUCUGGAGGCCCGCAGGAGGCAGAAGGGGGAAGUGCUGUCAUCGUCACAUCUGGCGAAUUUGGUAGUGCAUCUGGAUCCGGGGAGGUUGUUGACAGUCAGCAUUCUGGCUUCGGUGUAUCUGGAUCAGGUUCUAUCAGUGGAAGCGGAGACAUCAGUGGUAGUGGAGGAGACUCAGUGAUCAUCAUGGUGGAUGGGAUGAUGGAGGAGGUGUCGAAAACUCACCAAAAACCCAGUGAGCAGGAGUUGGGCCAGGGAGGCAUUGAUACCAGUGGGUCUUUCUUGGAAUCAAGUACCUACGGAUCUGGAGCUUUGUCCGGGUCGGGCUCCGGUGGAUUUUCUGGCAUCUCAUUUGUCGACCACAGUGCCGUUGACCUGACAGUCCAGCCGUCUGGUGAGCAGGAGGUGUCUGGAUAUCGCCCCUCUGGAUCCGGGUUCCACAGCGGCUUUCCAAGUGGUUUUCCAAGUGGUUUUCCAUCCGGUGUCUCAGGCUCUGCCUCUGGAGACUUUAUCCUGCAUCGUGGUGAUGUCAUCUACCUAACAGACAAUGACAUGAUGGAGGUGACCGCACGGCCGGAAGUACGCCACCCUGAGCAGGGUCGUGGGGUGGUGGAGAUCAGCGGCGGAGGAAGCGGGUCAGGGAUCCAUCAUGAAUUCAGAGGCACUUCGGAUGAAAUCUUGCAUUUCUCGGGAAGCGGAGCCCCUCAUGAAAAACCGACCGCUGACGAGCUUUCCGUCGCCUUGCCCCCUGGAUCGCAGACGACUUACACCGAGUACAUUUCCGGUCUCGGCCUAUCAGGACUCGGGGAGGAGGGUCAGGAAAGCCUUGCAGGCCAUACAGUGCAUGUAGUGACUCCAGAGGCAGCCUACACCAGCCCAACCACAGCACCGUCAGUGUCAUUAGCAACCCCUGCAGUAGUACAGCAGCCUGAACUCGUAGAAGCCUUGGUAGACCCCUGUGUUCCAAACCCCUGCAGUUCAGGAACCUGCUCUGUGCAGGGAGAGCUCGCUGUGUGUCAGUGUCCUACUGGUUUCACUGGUGAAGACUGCUCAACACCUGUGCAGGGCUGUGCGGAGGGCUGGUUGGAGUUCAUGGGCAACUGUUACCUCCACUUUGCUGAGAGAGAUACCUGGUCUGAGGCUGAGCAACGCUGUCAGGAGGUCAACGCCCACCUGGUUAGCAUCGGCUCCCAGGAGGAGCAGCAGUUUGUCAACUCCAAUGGCCAGGACUACAUGUGGAUUGGACUCAAUGACAAAGAUGUGCAGAAUGAGUUCCACUGGACAGACGGCAGUCCUCUGAGCUUUGAGAACUGGAGGCCAAACCAGCCAGAUAACUACUUCAACUCUGAGGAGGAUUGUGUGGUGAUGAUCUGGCACGAGGGCGGACAGUGGAAUGACGUGCCCUGCAACUACCACCUUCCCUUCACCUGCAAGACCGGACCUGUCAUGUGCGGCGCUCCCCCUGAGGUGGAACACGGCCGGCCGAUGGGCAGCGGCAGAGAGCACUACCCCGCCAACUCUAUAGUCCGCUACCAGUGUGACGCAGGCUACACGCAGCGCCACCUGCCGGUCAUACGCUGCAUGCCAGACGGGCAGUGGGAGCAGCCACAAGUGGAAUGUACAGAAGCCGGCGCCAACAGUAACAGGCUACACAAAAGAUCCCUCAGGAGAAGAAGUAAAGCGGUCGGCAGCCGACAGGAACAGAGGAAGCUGCACUGA